Molecule: messenger RNA, 762 nt
Organism: Adelges cooleyi (spruce gall adelgid)
Lineage: Eukaryota; Metazoa; Arthropoda; Insecta; Hemiptera; Adelgidae
Exons: 2
Coding region: 73-648 (191 amino acids)
Source: RefSeq, a predicted model, not a curated record
CCCGUCGACAGAAUAACAACCGACAUCGUUCAUUUCAACAAUCGAAGAAAACACUAAAAACCAUCGACAAAAAUGUUCCGUCAAUUCAUCAUCAUCGGAUUGGCUUUGGCUUGUUUCGUACAGGUGGCCCAUUUUAUGCCAUCGUCGGCAGUGGCACGAGACGUUCCCGAGGGAGAGACCGACUCUGCAGGUGCUGCUGGAGGUGCGCAAAAUGCCGUUAUGGGUGCUGUGAACGGUGCAAAGGAAGUGGGAACGUUGGUUACUGAUCAAGUACUCAAGAGCAUUAACCAGGUGUUGAUUGCAAACGCCAGGGCUCUGACCGCUUUCGGAGGUCUUUUCGGCUCCACCGCGAACGGAAUAACCAAGGGCACUUCGUCGGUGUUCAACGGGUUAUCCGGGGGUUUCAAGCAAUUGGACAACGUCGUUCAACCGUUGCCGAUCUUAAACACGUUAUCGUCCGGCAUAUCACAAACUCUGGACGUUUCUGCCAACACCCUGGCCUCCGUCACCGAUCACAACACCAAGGAGACCAGCAAAAUGUUCCAGACUUGGAGAGACGCUGUGGACAAAGCCAUACCCGCCGGGUGGUCGUCCGCAUCUGCUGCACAAGGCGCCUCCGACACCGCAGAGGCUGCUCCAGCGGCUUAACUCAAAGCAAUCCCGUUCGAAUCUAAGUUAUUGUUAUUGUUUUGCCGGUCAACUAUUGUCUUAACCAACACGUUGGCCUAAUGAUAAAUAAAAAUAUAAAAUAUAAUCUCGACC